This is a messenger RNA of Balaenoptera acutorostrata (minke whale), 5354 nucleotides long. RefSeq names its product coiled-coil domain containing 180 (gene CCDC180). Bases 460 to 5313 code for a protein of 1617 amino acids. The transcript is spliced from 37 exons. NCBI's taxonomy places the organism in Eukaryota, Metazoa, Chordata, Mammalia, Artiodactyla, Balaenopteridae. The record is from RefSeq and is a predicted model, not a curated record.
CAAGGCCGGGUUGAAAUCCCAGCUGAUACCUCGGGCACGUUGACUUUUCCCGGAAGAGCUUGAGAGAGUGAAGCACAAGCAAUAGCUAUUAUUCUUUGUCCCCAAAGUCAGUCUCGGAUUUGCGCCCGGCGUGGCUGGGAGAGCCGACCUUCUCAGUGAGUUCGAGUUAGGUUCUUGCCUGAGGUUUCUUUCCCUUUUGCUUCUUCGCACCCCUCUCCCUCUUCUUCUUUUAAAGUAAAAACCCUGAGGCCUGAGAGGGGGCCCUGAUGCUUUCUCCCAGGGUAGAGGAGUCUCAGCCCCGGUGGACCCGGCCAGCCUGUCUGCUCAGGAAGCCUUGUCCUCGGGGGAGGACUUGUCCUCGGAGGGGUAGGGGGAGGAUUGUCCGUAUCCGUCCGGGUCUAAUAGAGACCAAACCCCAGACAACAGCUUCCCUGCAGGGGUGUCCAGCCAGAGGCCAAGAUGUCCUCAGUGGGGAAGGUGACCCAAAUUCCCAGCGGGAAGGUCUACCAGCAGAUCUUCGAGGCUGAGGUACAGCUGGUCCACUCCCUGGCAUCCACCAGGAAGCGAGCUAUGGAGCGUUCCAUGGCCCCAAAGGAUGGCAGGAAGCUCUUGAUGAAGAAGAUGGAUAUUCGUGAAGGAGAGAUGAUGUCUCCUCGGCAGCGGAAGUGGGUGCACAGCCUACCCAAUGACUGGGUCACAGAAAACCCUGUUCUCUACAGGGAAAAGGAAAUAGCCAAGAAGGAAAAAGCUCAAGAGAGUGAGAACAGCAUUGCUGCCAGAGAAGUGCGGGGCCUCACAGACACCGCCGUUUCUGAGAGGAUCAGCACCAUCACCCUUCAAGGGCGAGAGGAUUACAAGAGGAGAGGCUGUGAGAGUGCUCUGGCGAGCUUUAAGGAGGAGAUCGCUCAGAUUGGGAUGGAAAUGGAACCUCUCAUCUUGGAGCCAGGAGCCCGUCUUUUAAAAAAGCUGGCUGAGUCUGACGAAGACAUCAACAAUCUCUUCGAAAAGGUGGAAAACGACAGCAACCUUGAAGAUUACACCAUCCAAACCCUGUUGGAGCUGCGGGAUCAGGUGGCCGAGAAAUUCCUGCUCCAGAAGCAGGAGAUCAAGGAGCUGGACAAGACGCUGCACUCGCUUGAGUUCUCCCGGGCAGAUAAACUAAAAAGUGUGUUGAAGAAAUAUGUGGAAAUCAUAGAGAAAACUUCCUACCUCAUGCAGCACGACGUGUACAGGCUGAUCAAUAAAGAAGCCAUGAUCAUAAACCACGCCCUGCUGGGCAACCGGAGGGCCCUCGCCCAGCUGUUUGUCAACCUGAUGGAGGCCACGCUGCAGCAGGAGCUCGAUGGCCACCGCCGCUGGCAGGGCCUGCUGGAUGCCUGGAAAGCUCUCAGGAAGGAGGACCUGGUGCAGGGUUUCAGUGAGUUCAUGGCCAGUGAAAGGAUCCAGACUCCUCCUGCUGUGAAGAUGGAGUUGGAGACCAUGUUUAAGAACCAGAGCGCCCUACAGCAAAAGCGGCUGGACCAUCUCUGCACCAUCUGUGACCUCCUGCCCCCCAAUUACAGCAAAGCUCAGCUGACUGAAUGGCGUUCUACUCUCAACUCCUUGAAUAAACACCUCGACGCCUACCACAUGGACUGCAUGAUGCGGGUCCGCUUGCAGUAUGAGAAGACCUGGCAGGAGUGCCUGGCCCAAGUGCAGAAGUGCAAGAAGCAGCUGCUGGACUGGAAGGCCUUCACUGAGGAGGAAGCAGAGAGCCUGGUGAGCCCGUCCUUCUUCCAGAUGGUGGGAAAUCUCCAGAGCAAGGUGGAGGAGGAGCUGGAGGUGUUGGAUAAAUCCUUCGAGGCCGUGGCGAAGCAGACAGAGCGGCAGAGCUCAGGUCUCUUCAGCUAUUUCCAGGAGGCUGUGCAGCUGUGGGAGGUGCAUCGGAGCAUGCUGCCGAUGCAGGAGCUGGAGCUCGAGAAGAGGAUGGAGCGGCGGCGGCAGAAGCACAGCUGCGAGAGCCAGGCCCAGGAGGCUCACCUCGAUAAGCUCUUGGACCAACUGAGGCAGCAAAGCUGUGAGAAUACCCUGAAGUUACACCUGGAAAAGGCCAAAGAUUUUCUGAAGAAUAUGAAAAGCAGGUAUGAGAGUUUUCAUGGCCUCCUGACAAAGGAAGUGAUGGAGUACCCAGCGAUCAUACUGAAGGAACUCAACUCCUACAGCUCCACCCUCAGCCGACACUUCUGUGUUCGUGAAAUCUUUGAACAGAACUUGGAGGGUGAAGUCAUUUUCCGAUUGAGGGCACCAGAACCACAUGAAAAGCAAUUCCAGGAGAGAAUGAGAAAACUGAGGGGAAAACAGAGGCCUAAAGCAGACACAAGCAAAGGUGAGGAAAGCCUAAGUAGGGAAACGAGUUCCCUCAGGCCGGCGGAAGAGAUAGAAGAAGAAGAUGGAGAAAUCGAGUCCCCCACCACUCAAGAGGUGGUAGUAAGCCCACAGGAAAAGUCUGUACUGAGUGAAGAGAUGGAUGAGUCCAGAGAGGACUCUAUUCCGGGAUUAGAAGAAAUGCAGGUUGAAAGAGACAGCUCCUUAAAAUCACCCCCGAACCAGGCAAACAUGAUGGUUCAUGAAGAAGAAGAGGAGGAGAAGAAGGAAAAGGUGGAGGAGGAGAGGGAGGAGGAGGAGGAAGAGGAGGAAGAGGAGGAGGAGAAGGAAGAGCGUGAGAGUUCAUCUAUGGAUGAGGUCAGAGCCCAGGAAGAGAGUCUGGGAGCGGUCUCCCACGAGGAAAUGGAGUCCUUCACAACCUCCAGUGGGAACACUUACUUUGUCUUCCUGCCCCUGGAACAAGAAGAGAGUAGCAAGAGGCCCCAUUCCAAUGUUUCUGCCAUUCUCUUCAAUGACAGUUCCAGUGCCAAGGUCCUAGAACAAGUGAUCAUUCCGUCCAGACUAGUUUUAGAAAUUAAGAAACAGCUUCGAGCUGGCUUUUUUGAGCACUUAGAGAAGUGGUUUGACCAAUGUGCCCUCAAUGCCCGGGUCAUCGUGGCCACCAAGAUUGAUGAGCUGGAUUCAGAACUGGAGCUGCGUCUGCACCUGCACCAGCCAAGAGCCCAGCUCAUUGAAAAGGACAUCCACAACAUCAGGGCAGGCGAACUCUUGCUUCACCAAGAGCGGCUGGACAGCCACUGUGCGGGGGUGAUGGAGACGCUGAGGAAGGAGAGGAUGAUGUUCUGCCAGUUCCAAGAGGAGCAGAACAUGAGGAGCAGAAACUUCCGGCGCAAGAUUUACGACAUGGAGCACAUCUUCUUGAACGCCACCAAGAGCCAGAAGCUGGUCACUCUCAGCAGCACUCUGCACCGGGAACUGCUCAGCUACGUCGACGUCUUCCAGGUGUCCCUGCGCAGCUUCCGCCAGUACCUGGAGGAGAGCCUGGGCAAGCUUCGCUACACCAACGUUGAGUUUGUCAGGCACUGCAGAUUGUUCUCAGAGGGAGGCAACUUUUCUUCUGAAGAAAUUGACUCACUGUGUCAUCGACUGGAGAAGGAAGCUGCCCGGAUAGAGUUUGUUGAAAAUUUAAUCAUGAUCAACAUGGAGAAGAUGGAGAGCGAGUACCUGGACCAGGCUAAUGAUGUCAUCAACAAGUUUGAAAGUAAAUUCCAUAACCUGUCUGUGGACCUUAUUUUCAUAGAGAAAAUCCAGCGGUUGCUGACAAAUCUACAAGUGAACAUCAAGUGCGAGGUGGCAAAAUCCAAUUUGCAAACAGAUGGAUUAAAUUCUUCUCUGGAACAGCUUCAAAGCAAGGUACAAAUGUGCCGAAGCUCAAGGGGAGAUGAAAAAAUAGUGACCACGGAAGACCUCCUUGGCCUUGUUCGAACUUGGAAAGAAAAACUGAGCCAGAGGAUUCAGUAUCUCAACUGCAAGCUGGACAUGGUAUCCGUGACUCAAGUGGUCUUUACCGACAACAUCUUGACCAACCUGGAGGUAGAGAGUGACAUCCUGGUGUCUUCAGAAGCCCAUGAAGAAGAGGCCAAGGUAGACGUGGUCACCCCCGAGUCCUUCACCCAGCCAAGCCGCAUGGGGAAGUCCAUGAUUGAAGACCCAGCUGUGGUGGUGGUCAGGAGGAUCCUGCAAUUUCCUGACUCAAAAUGUCCAACCCAGCAGUGUGACAAAGAGCGGUCCCAAACAGGCUUGAAGCGACUCCGGAACCGGGCAGAGCACUCCGUGAAGAAGGGCUUGUCCACUGCCAGUGCCACUUUGGCAGCGAGCAUCACACGGUAUGCCAAGCCCAACAGACUAGACAGAAAGUACCAGGUGCUCGGAGACAAGCCACCUCCUCCGGCGGAGGAUUUUAAAGGCAUCAUCCUGAGCCUCCUCUGGGAGAGCAACGAGCACCUGCUGACCGUGGUGGAGGAGUUUUACCGCAAAGAGAAGCGCUCAAUCACCAGGCCCGACUGCAUGUACGAAACGUUUGACCAGUGCGCAGAGAACAUCUGCAAGAAGAUCCUGGAGUACCACAGCCAGGCUGAUGAGUACCACAACUCCUGCCUCAUAGAAUUACGGGCCCAGAUGAGGAGAUUUGAGGAGCUAUUGCCCCAGGUGUGUUGGCUGGUGAUGGAAAAUUUCAAGGAGCACCACUGGAAGAAAUAUUGCACCUCCACCGAAGAGAUCCGGGGACAGUUCUCGAAUUAUCAAGAACAGCUGGAGAGAAGGAAGGAUGAAAAUGCCCAGAAGCUCCACCCAAAUCUCGGACACCCCACACAUCUCCAAGAAAUGGAGUCUCUGUGUCAAGUGGAAGAGAAAAGGCAGGAAGAUUUGGACACCUUGAUUGCGGUGACCAGGGAGCAGCUGGAGGAAUUCACCCGGAAGUACAGCCGGUUUUUCAUAGCCAGCUUGGCCACCUUCACUGAGAAGUUCCUGCUGCAGUUGGAUGAGGUGGUCACCAUUGACGAUGUCCAGGUUGCAAAGAUGGAGCCCCCGAAACAGAAAACAUCAAUCCUAAUACGGAGGAAACUCACCGGGCUGUCCCUGGAGGAAGAGAGUGAGAAGCCCCUGAUUGAACGGGGGAGCAGGAAGUGGCCGGGAAUCAAACCCACCGAAGUCACCAUCCAACACAAGAUUCUCCUCCAGAAAACACCAUCAAUCACCACCACCAAAACGACCCUGGGCCACCUGGCAUCCGUGGAAGCCCGAGAUGCUGUCUAUUUGAAAUAUUUAGCGUCAUUUGAAGAGGAGGUGAAGAAGAUCCAGGACGACAACACACUGCAGGUGAAAGAGGCUCAGCGCUGGAAGGACAGCUGGAAGCGCUCUGUGCACACCAUCCAGGGCCUGUACUUGUGACACCCUCAACCCACUCCCAAUAAAGGCUUAUUUUGUGUGGA